GGUGAGGAGAUGGCUUCUCCCUCUAGACAGCCCCACCUCGGGGGAUCAGGACUGCUUCAGGGGAGCCGGGCUCGUUCUUAUGGAAGCCUGGUGCAGUCUGUCUGCUCCCCAGUGAGGGAAAGACGCCUGGAGCAUGAAUUGGCACCUGGAGACACUCUGGCUGGACUAGCACUCAAAUACGGGGUGACGAUGGAACAGAUUAAGCGUGCAAACCGCCUUUAUACUAAUGACUCCAUCUUCCUGAAGAAAACCCUCUACAUCCCCAUCCUGACAGAGCCCAGAGACCUGUUCAAUGGUUUAGAUUCCGAGGACGAGGAAGAGGUACAGCCAAGUAAGGAUGGAGUUAGGCCCCACUCAGCUGAGAGAAAAAAGCCAGAAAGAGGUUCGAGGCGUGCCAAUGGUGAAAUGCUCCCCACAUCUGGCCAGGAACCCUCCACGCCCAUCCACGACCUCUCAGCCUCUGACUUCCUUAAGAAGCUUGAUUCACAAAUCAGCCUGUCAAAGAAGGCUGCUGCCCAGAAGCUGAAAAAAGGGGAGAGCAGGGUGUCUGGGGAGGAUGCAGGUCCCCACCUGAGCUCCCCUCUGAUGCAGCAACGCGCGGUCCUAGGUCCUGUGCCGCUGACCCGGACCUCGCGGACCCGGACGCUACGGGACCAGGAGGAUGAAAUCUUCAAACUCUGAUGUCCCCAGAACUGACUGAG
Messenger RNA from Trichechus manatus latirostris (Florida manatee), 701 nucleotides. RefSeq names its product LysM domain containing 1 (gene LYSMD1). Bases 10 to 681 code for a protein of 223 amino acids. Lineage: Eukaryota; Metazoa; Chordata; Mammalia; Sirenia; Trichechidae. The record is from RefSeq and is a predicted model, not a curated record. The transcript has 3 exons.